Molecule: messenger RNA, 1346 nt
Organism: Pterocles gutturalis (yellow-throated sandgrouse)
Lineage: Eukaryota; Metazoa; Chordata; Aves; Pterocliformes; Pteroclidae
Gene: POGLUT2
Product: KDEL (Lys-Asp-Glu-Leu) containing 1
Exons: 9
Cellular component (GO): endomembrane system
Molecular function (GO): protein binding; glucosyltransferase activity
Source: RefSeq, a predicted model, not a curated record
CUCAUGCUUAUUCUCUUGGUAGGUUCACUUCGUCGCCGGGUGAAAAUGCAUUCCAGGUGAAGAUCACUGCUCCUGAUGAACAGUUCACUCGGGUUGGCGUGCAAGUAUUAGACAGGAAAGAUGGUUCCUUCCUUGUCAGAUACAGGAUGUACGCAAGCUACAAAAACCUGAAGAUAGAAGUCAAAACUGGAGAUAAACAUGUUGCAAAGUCUCCAUACAUUUUAAAAGGACCUGUUUACCAUGAAAACUGUGACUGCCCUGAGGAGGAGAGCAGUGUGUGGCUGGAAGAGAUGAACUGCCCUCAAAUCAUUCCACAGAUCCAAAGAGACCUAGCAAAUUUUCCCAUUGUUGAUCCAGAUAAGAUUGCAAAAGAAAUUCCAGAGAGGUUUGGACAAAGACAGAGUUUGUGUCAUUACACAAUCAAAGAUAACGAGGUGUAUAUAAAGACAUAUGGGGAACAUGUUGGCUUCAGAAUUUUCAUGGAUGCCAUACUGCUUUCUUUGACAAGAAAAGUGAAAAUGCCAGAUGUAGAAUUUUUUGUUAAUUUGGGGGACUGGCCUCUGGAGAAAAGGAAGUCCCCACAGAACCUGCACCCCAUCUUCUCAUGGUGUGGGUCCAGUGAGUCAAAAGACAUUGUCAUGCCAACAUAUGACUUAACAGACUCAGUUUUGGAGACUAUGGGACGAGUCAGUCUGGAUAUGAUGUCAGUUCAAGCAAACACUGGCCCAUCAUGGGAAGACAAGAAUACCACAGCAUUCUGGAGAGGGCGUGACAGCCGCAAAGAGAGGCUUGAACUUGUAAAACUGAGCAGAAAAUACCCAGAGAUCAUAGAUGCUGCUUUCACAAACUUCUUUUUUUUUAAACAUGAUGAAAGCCUUUAUGGCCCCAUUGUUAAGCACAUUUCAUUUUUUGAUUUUUUUAAGUAUAAAUAUCAAAUUAAUAUUGAUGGCACAGUGGCAGCAUACAGAUUGCCUUAUCUACUAGCAGGAAACAGUGUGGUGCUGAAGCAAGACUCCAUCUACUAUGAGCAUUUUUAUAAUGAGCUGCAGCCAUGGAAACAUUAUAUUCCAUUUAAAAGUGACCUGAGUGAUCUACUAGAAAAACUACAGUGGGCAAAAGAGCAUGACGAAGAGGCAAAAAGUAUUGCAAAAUCUGGACAAGAAUUUGCAAGAAACAAUCUCAUGGGAGAUCACAUUUUUUGUUACUAUUUCAAGCUUUUCCAGGAAUAUGCCAGUUUGCAAGUGAGCGAGCCAAAAAUCAGAGAUGGGAUGGAGAAAGUGCAGCAGCCUGAUGAUGACCUUUUUCCAUGUACCUGCCACAGAAAAAAGGCCAAAGAUGAACUCUGA